CACAAUGCUGUGUGAGAUUCCUGAGUCGCACGAAAACACUGCCGAGUGUGGCUGCCGACAUUUGGGCGCUCAGAGAAAAGGGAGUGUGUGGAAAUGACCGUGUGCAACUUCUUCCUCCAGGGACGGUGUCGAUACGGGGACAAAUGUUGGAAUGAGCACCCGGGAGAAGGAGAUGGAGGUGGAGGAGGAGGAGGUGGUGGAGGAGGAGGUGGAGGAGGAGGAUACAACAACAACAACAACUACAACAACCGCUCUUCUGCUCAGCAACAGCCCAGAGGAGGAGGAGGAGGAGCAGGAGGAGGGUUUGGAAACAGAGUUUGGGUGAAUCCUUCCCAGCAAAAAGCAGCCUACAUCCAGCCGUCAUCUUUCUCCUCUCAUGGAACUGAGGAGUGGGGUCGAGGAGGAGCUGGAAGCGGAGGAGCUGACUGGGGAAAGGAAGCAGCAGCAGGAAGUGGAGGAGGAGGAGGUGGAGGAGGAAAUGACUGGGGUAGAGGAGGUGGAGGAGGAGGAAAUGACUGGGGCAAAGGAGGAGGUGGUGGAGGAAAUGACUGGGGCAAAGGAGGAGGUGGUGGAGGAAAUGACUGGGGCAAAGGAGGAGGAGGUGGUGGAGGAGGAGGAGGCAAUGAUUGGGGCCGAGGAGGAGGAGGAGGAGGAGGAGGUGGCGGGAGGAGUGAUAACGUGAAGAGCUCUGAGUAUAGCUUCUCUGCUCAAAACCGAUUUUCAGCGCUUGAUACUCCCAGCACCUUUGACAGGGGAGGAAGAGGAGGAGAAAAGCAGGUGCCAGCUGGAGAGGAUGAUGAUGACAAAAAACUGGAGAUCGUCCAGUCGGACAUGGAUAGUUGGGAGAGUUCGGGCCAGUGGGGCUUCUCAUGUUAUUCCUACUCCAAGGCGCCUUUAUCUGGUUUCACUGAUCUUUCUCCAGAAGAGCUCCGACUGGAAUAUUACUCCACAAGAGAGUCUGGAGAUCUUCAGGGAUACGUUAACGGUAUCACUCAGUUGCUCAACCAGUGGAGAAGCAGAGUCCAGGAACUGAAGGUUAUGAAUCCAGCCACCCGCGCUGCUUUGCUUGCAGAGAUAAAUAACCCAGCACCUCAGGCAUCUUCAGGUGGCUUUGGUUUAGCAACAUUGACUGGAUUUGGAUCGUCUACAUCCAGCGUGGAAACCAAAGGCUUCGGGGCUCCAGCAGCGGCCGACUCCUUCAGCUUUGCUGCUCCGAGUGGAGGGUUUGGAUCUUCGGCUGCACCACCCUCCUCCACAGGGUUUGGCAGUGCCUUAGCAGCUCCUACACAACCCCCCUCUGGAUUUGGAGCCACUUCUCCAUCUACUUUCUCCUUUGCUGCUCCGACCACCGAUAAGCCAGCAGCAACUUCAGGAUUUGGCUCUGCCUCGGAGUUCACUUUCUCCUCGACAUCAAACACUGGAGCAGGAUUUGGGAGCGGUUUUGGCGCUGUAGCACCAGCGGCGGCGGAAAGCGGUAGUGUUUUUGGAGCGGCAAGUGGAGGGUUUGGGGCGACCGCUGCUCCCCCUGCAGCAGGAGCCGGGCCUGCGGGUGGAGCUUCAGACAGUCUGUUUUCACAUGUGAGCAUUAUGACUGCAGAGGAACUGAAUCAGUUUAAGGCUAAGAGGUUUACUCUCGGCCAGAUUCCUUUAAAGCCUCCCGCUGCUGACAUGCUGGUGGUGUGAUGGAAGGGACUUUUGAAAUAAAAAGAUAAUUUAUAGGAACAUAAGAUUUUUGCUUCUAAUUAAACCGAAGUCAUAUUAGUACUUUCUAUGAUAUGUUAAUGCGAAGCUUGAUGUUCAGCUGUAUAGUACACAGUACCUUUUUAGAUGGCCUUUUGUCAUAUAAAGUGAUGUUUGCAAUUGAUUGAAUGUAUUUUUUAAGGAUUUUUCUGAACUGGUUUUCUAAGUUUGACCUUUUCCCAUUUGGUGAAAUACUGGCAGUGAACCAUCAGUUGAUGAUUAAAGUUUCUAAAGGUUUGUUUGCAUGACCAUGUGAUAACCUA
Trematomus bernacchii (emerald rockcod) is the source of this 2003-nucleotide messenger RNA. It is a transcript of the gene nup42, whose product is annotated as nucleoporin 42. Gene Ontology annotation, cellular component: nuclear envelope. The coding region runs from base 94 to 1683 and encodes 529 amino acids. Gene Ontology annotation, molecular function: nuclear export signal receptor activity; metal ion binding. Lineage: Eukaryota; Metazoa; Chordata; Actinopteri; Perciformes; Nototheniidae. The transcript has 7 exons. The record is from RefSeq and is a predicted model, not a curated record.